Messenger RNA from Lactuca sativa (garden lettuce), 1932 nucleotides. RefSeq names its product ENTH/VHS family protein. The record is from RefSeq and is a predicted model, not a curated record. Gene Ontology annotation, molecular function: RNA polymerase II complex binding. NCBI's taxonomy places the organism in Eukaryota, Viridiplantae, Streptophyta, Magnoliopsida, Asterales, Asteraceae. Gene Ontology annotation, biological process: mRNA 3'-end processing.
UUAUCUCCCUCAACAACCACAUUUUUCUCUUCCCGUACGAUGUUAUUAGCUGGUUUCGGAAGCGGUCCCAAACUCCCAAACACUUUUUUCAAACCCUUGUCAGUCGGCGGCAUCUACACCCUUCCUUUCUUUCUCAUAACAACAAUAAUCCUUUCCAAAAAUAUCAUUCAUUCACUUUACCUAAUUUCUCCUCCGUAUCCGUCAAAUCCCUAAAAUUUCCCUCCAAUUUAUUCGUUUAUGGAGAAACUUGACGCUCCGCCGCUUAAUUGUCUUCUUUAAUCAGGCUGUCUUUAAGAGGUGUUGUCAUUGGAGGUAGUACUACAUUUGUUAGACACAAUGGGUAGCGCGUUUAAUCCACAAAUUUUGGUGGAGAAGCUGACUAAGCUCAACAAUUCACAGCAAAGCAUUGAGACUCUGUCACAUUGGUGUAUAUUUCAUAUGAACAAGGCAAAACAAGUUGUGGAAACAUGGGCUAGACAAUUUCAUAGCUCUCCACGUGAUCAACGCCUGGCUUUUCUGUAUCUUGCAAAUGAUAUUUUACAAAAUAGCAGGAAAAAAGGUUCUGAAUUUGUUGGUGAAUUCUGGAAGGUUCUUCCAGACGCACUCCGUGAUGUCAUCGACAAUGGGGAUGAAUUUGGAAGAAAUUCUGCUUUACGCCUCGUCACUAUUUUGGAUGAAAGAAAGGUUUUUGGUUCACGAGGGCAAGUUCUUAAGGAAGAGCUUGUCAAAAGGCAUAUGGAAACUAGUAAUAGGAAUGGGAAGCAUUCAGGGUUAAAAUUGAAACAGCCAGCUGGCAAUGCAGUGGACAAAAUAGUUUCAGGGUAUAAAGUUAUAUAUGGUAGUCAGGUCAAUGAAGAUGCAGUCUUCAGCAAAUGCAAAAAUGCCAUUACUUGUGUUGAAAAAGUGGAAAAGGAAAUUGGUGGGGAUAUUAGAUCUGUAAAUGGGACAGGUGUCACAGAUGAGCUCAAGGGGCAGCAUGCUACAUUGAGGGAUUGUAUUGAGCAACUUACAGUUAUUGAAUCAUCAAGAACAAAUCUUGUGUCUUAUUUGAGGGAAGCUCUUCAAGAUCAGGAAAUGAAGCUGGACAAAGUCCGAAGUCAGCUUCAGGCUGCACAUUCUCAAGCAGAAAAAGCUGAUAAUUAUUGUAGGCAAUUGCUUAACCCUAAUGGCAGACAACCGCCACCUGUUCCGGUGACCGGAGAACAGUCUGCUCCGGUGAUGUACACACAACAACCACCUUUCACCGACCAAUCCGAGGACACCAAAUCUGCCGCCGCUGCAGUGGCGGCAAAGCUCACGGCAUCAACAUCAUCCGCCGAGAUGCUGACUUACGUCCUCUCGUCCCUGGCUUCCGAGGGCGUUAUUGGAAAUUCACCCUCAAAUGACUACCCUUUGCAAAAGAGAACCAAGAUAAAUAACGGUGAACCACCAGCUCCACCAUUCCAGUAUCCAGACCAACAACCGCCUCCACCAUCAUCUCCGCCACCUCCACCGCCAAUGCCGCCAAUGCAGCCAUAUCCAGCUCCGGUGUACAUGGUGUCAGCUGGGACAGUAACAUAUGGCCAUACCAUGAACCAACCGCCACCGCCACCACCACAACCUAUGGCUGGGCCGCUAGUGAAUGGUGUUUCUUUGUAUACACCGGGAAUUGUUCCAGAUGGUUACCAGAAUUAUCAAAUGGAAGGUGGGUUUUAUAGCCAACAAUCAGCCAUGUCAAUGGCACCUAUGUCUAGGCAGUAGAACUAUAAGUCUGUAGAUGAAAUUGAGAGUUUUUUGCACAUUAUUUAGAGAUGUCGUUAAUGUUUAAUUUAACUAUUUAAGUAAAGUAGACGAGAGAGUUGAAUCGGUUGUAUUUGAGUGUUUGUGUAUGGAGUUUUUGUUUUUUAGUUUUUAUUAGAUGUAUGAAGCUAGAUUUGCUGUGAUUCUUGUUAA